Molecule: messenger RNA, 1062 nt
Organism: Ipomoea nil (Japanese morning glory)
Lineage: Eukaryota; Viridiplantae; Streptophyta; Magnoliopsida; Solanales; Convolvulaceae
Product: 40S ribosomal protein S2-3-like
Exons: 2
Coding region: 60-875 (271 amino acids)
Biological process (GO): translation
Cellular component (GO): cytosolic small ribosomal subunit; ribosome
Molecular function (GO): structural constituent of ribosome; RNA binding
Source: RefSeq, a predicted model, not a curated record
UUACUCGCAGAAAAACCCUAGCUCAGUUGUGCAGUUGCGCGAAAACCCGAACCCUAAGCAUGGCUGAGAGAGGAGGAUUUGGGCGCGGUUUUGGGGGACGAGGGCGCGGCGGAGACCGUGGAGGAAGAGGCCGCGGUGGUCGCCGAGGUCGCCGUGACACCGAGGAGGAGAAGUGGGUUCCGGUUACCAAGCUGGGACGUCUUGUGAAGGAAGGCAAGAUACGAUCUUUGGAGCAGAUCUACCUCCACUCUCUUCCCAUCAAGGAGUAUCAAAUCAUCGAUACUCUUGUCGGGCCAUCUCUCAAGGAUGAGGUCAUGAAAAUCAUGCCUGUCCAGAAACAGACUCGGGCAGGGCAGAGGACCCGGUUCAAGGCAUUCGUGGUCGUCGGCGACGGCAAUGGCCAUGUCGGGCUCGGCGUGAAGUGCUCCAAGGAAGUCGCCACUGCCAUUCGCGGCUCCAUUAUAUUGGCUAAGCUGUCUGUGGUUCCCGUGAGGAGAGGUUACUGGGGGAACAAGAUUGGGAAGCCUCACACUGUGCCUUGCAAGGUCACCGGAAAGUGCGGUUCAGUUACCGUCCGGAUGGUCCCGGCUCCCCGUGGUGCUGGAAUUGUUGCUGCUAGGGUUCCUAAGAAGGUGCUCCAGUUUGCUGGUAUUGAGGAUGUCUUCACCUCUUCCCGUGGCUCUACUAAAACCCUUGGAAACUUUGUUAAGGCAACGUUUGAUUGUCUUAUGAAGACAUAUGGGUUCCUUACGCCAGACUUUUGGAAGGAGACUCGCUUCAUAAAAUCUCCAUUCGAAGAGUAUACCGAUAUCUUAGCCAAGCCAACCACCAAGUUUGUCCAAAUUGAGGAGGUUGCUGAAAAGGUUGAUGCAUAAGCAAGGUUUUAUGCUAGGACUUUUUUACUAGGAAAUGUUUGUUUAAAGAUUUUAAGGAAUUUUGAUCCAUUUAUUUCUCCUUAUAUAAACUCUGGUUCUCUUAUCUUUUUGGACAUAAUUUGAUAAUUUAAUCUGCCAAUCAACUGUAGUGUGUUUAAUUGUCAUUCUGAGACGCUUGAUUUUGUUA